Elaeis guineensis (African oil palm) is the source of this 1892-nucleotide messenger RNA. RefSeq names its product non-specific phospholipase C3. The record is from RefSeq and is a predicted model, not a curated record. Gene Ontology annotation, molecular function: hydrolase activity, acting on ester bonds. NCBI's taxonomy places the organism in Eukaryota, Viridiplantae, Streptophyta, Magnoliopsida, Arecales, Arecaceae. Gene Ontology annotation, biological process: phospholipid catabolic process.
AUAUCCCUCCCUCGUUUCCCAAUCCACGAAACCUCCUCUCUCUCGCUCGCUUUAAAACUCCAGCCCCACUCUUCUUUCUUCCCACCAAUCUCCUCUUCCUAAAACAAAAGGAAAAGGAAAAACGAAAGCCAAAGAAUGCCGGCAGAGAGCUUGGCCCAGGGGGGCCAGAUCAAGACGGUGGUGGUACUGGUCCAGGAGAACCGGUCGUUCGACCACAUGGUGGGCUGGAUGAAGUCUCUCAACCCGGAGAUCGACGGCGUCACCGGCCAAGAGUCCAACCCCCUCUCCACCACCGACCCCAACUCCCCCGUCAUCCACUUCGGCGACCGAGCCACGUACGUCGACCCGGACCCGGGCCACUCCAUCCAGGCCAUCUACGAGCAGGUCUAUGGGAUCCCUUUCUCGGCCGGCGAGACCCCCAUCACGCCGCCGGGGGUGACGGAGCCGCCUAUGAACGGGUUCGCGCAGGAGGCCGAGAGGGAGAAGGAGGGGAUGUCGGAGACGGUGAUGAACGGGUACCCGCCAGCGGCGGUGCCGGUGUACGAGGCACUGGUACGGGAGUUCGCGGUGUGCGACCGCUGGUUCGCGUCGAUCCCGGCGUCGACGCAGCCGAACAGGCUGUACGUGCACUCGGCGACGUCGCACGGGCUGACGAGCAACGACACGAAGAAGCUGGUGGAGGGGUUGCCCCAGAAGACCAUCUUCGACUCGCUCUACGAGGCCGGCUACUCUUUCGGCAUCUACUACCAGUACCCGCCCUCCACUCUCUUCUACAGGAAUCUGAGGCAAUUAAAAUACAUUGGCAACUUCCAUCAAUUUGAUCUGGACUUCAAGAGGCACUGCAAGGAAGGGAAGCUGCCCAACUAUGUCGUCAUCGAGCAACGCUACUUCGACCUCAAAAUCCUGCCUGGGAAUGACGAUCACCCCUCCCAUGAUGUCUCGGAGGGGCAGAAGUUGGUGAAGGAGGUUUAUGAGGCACUGCGAUCUAGUCCUCAGUGGAAGGAAAUCUUGUUCAUAGUAACCUAUGAUGAGCAUGGAGGCUUCUACGACCAUGUCCCAACCCCUGUAGGGGUUCCAAGCCCUGAUGACAUUGUGGGUCCCGAGCCGUUCUACUUCAAGUUUGAUCGCCUUGGCGUCCGUGUCCCAACCUUAUUUAUUUCCCCGUGGAUUGAACCUGGAACAGUGGUUCAUAGGCCAUUAGGGCCAUACUCCUCAUCGGAGUUUGAGCAUUCUUCUAUUCCUGCAACCGUGAAGAAAAUUUUCAAUCUGAAGGAGUUUUUGACCAAACGUGAUGCAUGGGCUGGCACAUUUGAAAUUGUUCUCACACGGACGACCCCAAGAACAGAUUGCCCAGAAGUCUUGCCUGAACCUAAGAAGAUGAGAACGACUGAAGCUGCAGAGGAUGCAAAGCUGUCAGAGUUUCAGCAAGAGUUGGUGCAGCUGGGAGCGACACUAAAUGGUGAUUGCACGAAAGAAAUUUAUCCACACAAACUGGUGGAGGGCAUGACAGUUGCAGAGGGUGCUCAGUAUGUCCGUGAUGCCUUCAAGACAUUCUUAGAAGAAUGUGAGAAUUGCAAGAAGAAGGGGGCAGGAGAUUCACAUAUUGUAGUCGUGAAGCCUGCAAUGGAGCCAGUUGUUCGGAGGAAGAAAUCAUUUGCUCAAAAGAUGUUCGCUUGUUUGGUAUGCAACCAAUCCUAGCCUGGUCAUCUAUAGUUUGGUUUGAUGAAUCGGUUGAUCUAUUUGAUUGGUUUGUAAGAAAAAAAGACAAAAUUGUUGAUUGAAUGGUAGGAGACAUCAGUCAUCACUGAUAGCAUGUCAUGUUUAUAUGCAACAAGUUCUUUCAUUGUAUAGCUGUGAUGAUAAUAAAAGAUGAAGUGCUUCUGUCUUGGAUA